Molecule: messenger RNA, 6050 nt
Organism: Homo sapiens (human)
Lineage: Eukaryota; Metazoa; Chordata; Mammalia; Primates; Hominidae
Gene: TRPC1
Product: transient receptor potential cation channel subfamily C member 1
Exons: 12
Coding region: 2166-4397 (743 amino acids)
Biological process (GO): calcium ion transmembrane transport
Cellular component (GO): plasma membrane; membrane
Molecular function (GO): calcium channel activity; calcium ion transmembrane transporter activity
Source: RefSeq, marked reviewed
AAAUUAAUACUACUUUCAGAUAAUUAAACUGUCAUACAGCGACUACAAAAUAAUUAUGUUUAAAAUGAUGAGAAAGUUAAAAUAAGGAAAUGAAAACAUAAGAAAAUAAGAGAGUUGGAAAGAAAUCUGGUAAAACUUAUGCAAAUAAAAAAUACAGUCAUUAAAUUUUUAAGAAAUCAGUGAAUGGGUUAAAGGAGGAAUGUGAAUGGAAGCUAAAGGAGAAAUAAGUGAGUGGAAGAAAUAUGUGAAGAAAUUACCCAGAAUGCAGGAAAGAGAGAGGAAAAAAAGAAAAAACAGGAAAUCUUGAGAGACACAGAUGUUGAAAUGGGAAGGUCUAACUUAAUGUCUAAUGGAAGUUGACAAGAGAAAAAGCAAUAUGGAGAUGAAGCAAUAUUUGAAGAGAGAAUGGCUGAAAAUACUGAAGAAUUAAUGAAGGGUAGAAGUCCUUAGAUUUAGAAAGCCUAGGCCAGAUGUGGUGGCUCAUGCCUAUAAUCCCAGCACUUUUGGAGGCCGAGGCGAGAGGAUUGCUUGAGGCCAGGAAUUUGAGACAAGCCUGGGCAACAUAGCGAGACCUCAUCUCUAUAAAAAAUAAAAAUAAAAAAAAAAAUUGAAAGCCUAAUGAGUCCUAAGCAGAAUAAAUAAAAAAUUACUUUUCACCUGGACACAUCACGAUAACAAAGUAUAGCAGAAUUUUUAUGUGUAGCAUUCUACUACUAAGAUGUUGAAAUAGAGUCACCUGAAAUAAGAUUUUAAAUGUCACUUUCCAGUAAUAGCGAUAAAUUUUCACUGGUCUAUCUUUGGUCACUAUUGGUUCAACUUGUGACUUAGAGUAUCACUUUGUGAAGUGUCUGUCUGAUAAGGUUUUCCCAGGGAGCAUUUGUGUCUAACUAUUAACUACUAGUACUAUGGGGAAAAUAUUUCUUUUUGUGACUAGUUUUCUUCUUGAGGGACCUAAGGAAAUACAUUGUCAAGAAAACUAUCACCCAGCUUCCUUCAAAAGAAGUUGUAUGUGUGAGGCAGGGAGUUUAAGGCCAUAGAUUAAAAAUAGUAGCAAAUUUACUUGAAAUUUUAAUAAAUAAAAUAUGUUACCUGUCUUUCUUACUCACUUAUUUAGCCCAGUUUCAGUAUUUUCUUUUUCUGUAUCAUGAAAUCAUUUCUUUUUCUAUUUUCUAUGCUGAUUGUUCUUUCCCUGUUUAUUUAUAGACUUCUAAUGAGCAACUGUAUUUGCACAUCACGUAAAAUGACUUAUUUAUCUAUUGUUUAACAAGUCAAAUGAAACAAAACAAGCAAAACCCACCUUGGCUUUUUUUCUCUAUUUAAUUAGCAUUUCUCUUGAUUUAUUCCCCAUAUUCCUGUACCAUCUGGUCAGCAGACAAAUACAGUGGGGCCUUGCUGAAAAUAAUUACUGCUGUAAUUGUUGUCAUUUCCUCACAUGGGACAACUGUUUUGUUGUGGGCUACAGUCACACAGAAGGCAAUUUGCCUGCUCCUAACAGGUCAGGCACUAAUCCUAGUCCUGCCUUAAGAGUUUUGUGAACUGAAUGUUCCCUGGCCAUUUAAUCUAAUCAGCUUCAUUAAUGAGAUGGUGUGUGUGUGUGUGUGUUGGGAGGGUGGGAAGUAGGGAAGAGGAUUUUCAGACAUCUUUCCCUUUACUAUACAUAUCCUUGAAUAUAUAUGUAUUUAUACUGCUUUUCCAAAGUGUUUUCUCCUGUAAAACCUCUUUAUAAUAUCCUCUGCUUAUUACUAGAUCUCAUUUUUAACUCUAUGUUAUGUAAGUAAAUAUCUAUGUAUAUUUGAGGUAUAAAACUUAAUUCUUUAAGCUUUUUCCAUCUAAUUUUUCUAGUGUCCAGUCUGUGCCUUUGGGCAUCCUUUAUUAAAUUGCUUUAAAUAUCUUCCAAAAGUUUCUCCUCUUAUGAUCAUUCAGUUAUUAAUUUUAAACUAAUAAUUUUUAUUUUAUUCUGUACAUUUAAAAAUUUUCUACUUUUUAUGUCUGCUGCUGAUGUACGUAUUAUUUUAUUAAGGUAUAAAUUUUCAUCAAGGAAAUGUUCACAUUCUCUGUGUACAUUUUCUUAUACAAAAAUGAGUUUAGGCUUUUAAUCUUUUAAUUCAACAAGCUAAGUUUUUCUUUACAGUCAUCCUUACUUGAUAUGUCACGGAUAUUAAAUUAUGUUUGUAUAUUGUUAUUUAGGUGACUAUUAUAUGGUUAAAAAGAUUUUGGAGGAAAACAGUUCAGGUGACUUGAACAUAAAUUGCGUAGAUGUGCUUGGGAGAAAUGCUGUUACCAUAACUAUUGAAAACGAAAACUUGGAUAUACUGCAGCUUCUUUUGGACUACGGUUGUCAGUCUGCAGAUGCACUUUUGGUGGCAAUCGACUCUGAAGUAGUGGGAGCUGUUGAUAUACUACUUAAUCAUCGACCAAAACGAUCAUCAAGACCAACUAUAGUAAAACUAAUGGAACGAAUUCAGAAUCCUGAGUAUUCAACAACUAUGGAUGUUGCACCUGUCAUUUUAGCUGCUCAUCGUAACAACUAUGAAAUUCUUACAAUGCUCUUAAAACAGGAUGUAUCUCUACCCAAGCCCCAUGCAGUUGGCUGUGAAUGCACAUUGUGUUCUGCAAAAAACAAAAAGGAUAGCCUCCGGCAUUCCAGGUUUCGUCUUGAUAUAUAUCGAUGUUUGGCCAGUCCAGCUCUAAUAAUGUUAACAGAGGAGGAUCCAAUUCUGAGAGCAUUUGAACUUAGUGCUGAUUUAAAAGAACUAAGUCUUGUGGAGGUGGAAUUCAGGAAUGAUUAUGAGGAACUAGCCCGGCAAUGUAAAAUGUUUGCUAAGGAUUUACUUGCACAAGCCCGGAAUUCUCGUGAAUUGGAAGUUAUUCUAAACCAUACGUCUAGUGACGAGCCUCUUGACAAACGGGGAUUAUUAGAAGAAAGAAUGAAUUUAAGUCGUCUAAAACUUGCUAUCAAAUAUAACCAGAAAGAGUUUGUCUCCCAGUCUAACUGCCAGCAGUUCCUGAACACUGUUUGGUUUGGACAGAUGUCGGGUUACCGACGCAAGCCCACCUGUAAGAAGAUAAUGACUGUUUUGACAGUAGGCAUCUUUUGGCCAGUUUUGUCACUUUGUUAUUUGAUAGCUCCCAAAUCUCAGUUUGGCAGAAUCAUUCACACACCUUUUAUGAAAUUUAUCAUUCAUGGAGCAUCAUAUUUCACAUUUCUGCUGUUGCUUAAUCUAUACUCUCUUGUCUACAAUGAGGAUAAGAAAAACACAAUGGGGCCAGCCCUUGAAAGAAUAGACUAUCUUCUUAUUCUGUGGAUUAUUGGGAUGAUUUGGUCAGACAUUAAAAGACUCUGGUAUGAAGGGUUGGAAGACUUUUUAGAAGAAUCUCGUAAUCAACUCAGUUUUGUCAUGAAUUCUCUUUAUUUGGCAACCUUUGCCCUCAAAGUGGUUGCUCACAACAAGUUUCAUGAUUUUGCUGAUCGGAAGGAUUGGGAUGCAUUCCAUCCUACACUGGUGGCAGAAGGGCUUUUUGCAUUUGCAAAUGUUCUAAGUUAUCUUCGUCUCUUUUUUAUGUAUACAACCAGCUCUAUCUUGGGUCCAUUACAGAUUUCAAUGGGACAGAUGUUACAAGAUUUUGGAAAAUUUCUUGGGAUGUUUCUUCUUGUUUUGUUUUCUUUCACAAUUGGACUGACACAACUGUAUGAUAAAGGAUAUACUUCAAAGGAGCAGAAGGACUGUGUAGGCAUCUUCUGUGAACAGCAAAGCAAUGAUACCUUCCAUUCGUUCAUUGGCACCUGCUUUGCUUUGUUCUGGUAUAUUUUCUCCUUAGCGCAUGUGGCAAUCUUUGUCACAAGAUUUAGCUAUGGAGAAGAACUGCAGUCCUUUGUGGGAGCUGUCAUUGUUGGUACAUACAAUGUCGUGGUUGUGAUUGUGCUUACCAAACUGCUGGUGGCAAUGCUUCAUAAAAGCUUUCAGUUGAUAGCAAAUCAUGAAGACAAAGAAUGGAAGUUUGCUCGAGCAAAAUUAUGGCUUAGCUACUUUGAUGACAAAUGUACGUUACCUCCACCUUUCAACAUCAUUCCCUCACCAAAGACUAUCUGCUAUAUGAUUAGUAGCCUCAGUAAGUGGAUUUGCUCUCAUACAUCAAAAGGCAAGGUCAAACGGCAAAACAGUUUAAAGGAAUGGAGGAAUUUGAAACAGAAGAGAGAUGAAAACUAUCAAAAAGUGAUGUGCUGCCUAGUGCAUCGUUACUUGACUUCCAUGAGACAGAAGAUGCAAAGUACAGAUCAGGCAACUGUGGAAAAUCUAAACGAACUGCGCCAAGAUCUGUCAAAAUUCCGAAAUGAAAUAAGGGAUUUACUUGGCUUUCGGACUUCUAAAUAUGCUAUGUUUUAUCCAAGAAAUUAACCAUUUUCUAAAUCAUGGAGCGAAUAAUUUUCAAUAACAGAUCCAAAAGACUAUAUUGCAUAACUUGCAAUGAAAUUAAUGAGAUAUAUAUUGAAAUAAAGAAUUAUGUAAAAGCCAUUCUUUAAAAUAUUUAUAGCAUAAAUAUAUGUUAUGUAAAGUGUGUAUAUAGAAUUAGUUUUUUAAACCUUCUGUUAGUGGCUUUUUGCAGAAGCAAAACAGAUUAAGUAGAUAGAUUUUGUUAGCAUGCUGCUUGGUUUUCUUACUUAGUGCUUUAAAAUGUUUUUUUUUAUGUUUAAGAGGGGCAGUUAUAAAUGGACACAUUGCCCAGAAUGUUUUGUAAAAUGAAGACCAGCAAAUGUAGGCUGAUCUCCUUCACAGGAUACACUUGAAAUAUAGAAGUUAUGUUUUAAAUAUCUCUGUUUUAGGAGUUCACAUAUAGUUCAGCAUUUAUUGUUUAGGAGUAUAAUUUUAUUUUAUCUAAAAUAAUAGUCUAUUUUUUCUUUUGUAUUUUGUUAUAAUCUUAAGCAACAAAGAAAAAACCCUAAUAUUUGAAUCUAUUUAUGUCUUUCAAUUUAAAUUCACUUCAGUUUUUGUUAUUGUAAUAUAUUUACUUUUACAUGGUUAUAAUCACUUUAUAUUUUUAAUGUUUUUUUCACUUAAUAUUUUAUAUAUACAUUUCCAUGUAUUGAUGUAGUUAGUCCACAUUUAAAUUUUUAUAGAAUUAUAUAGUUUUUGAAAAAUACAGUCAGUAGAUGUUUUAUUUUUUAGCUAUUCAGUUAUGUUUAUAAGUUUGCAUAGCUACUUCUCGACAUUUGGUUUGUUUUAAUUUUUUUGUAUCAUAAUAGUCCUAUUUUUUUUUCAAGUUGGAGUGAAUGUUUUUAGUUUUAAGAUAGAUAGGAGACACUUUUUUAUCACAUGUAGUCACAACCUGUUUUGUUUUUGUAAAACAUAGGAAGUCUCUUUAAUGCAAUGAUUUGUUUUAUAUUUGGACUAAGGUUCUUGAGCUUAUCUCCCAAGGUACUUUCCAUAAUUUAACACAGCUUCUAUAAAAGUGACUUCAUGCUUACUUGUGGAUCAUUCUUGCUGCUUAAGAUGAAAAGCAUUGGUUUUUUAAAAUUAGAGAAUAAAAUAUGUAUUUAAAUUUUUGGUGUGUUCACAUAAAGGGAUGUAGCUAAAAUGUUUUCAUAGGCUAUUAUAUAUUCUCGCAGCAUUUCCAGUUAAGAGGAUAUUAGGUAUAUAAUUCUCUUCUUAACCGAAUGUCAGAUGGUCUUACGCCACAGGGUGCAGGUAACCCUUGGUCUGUAAGCACCACCGAUCCAGGGAUCAUUGUCUAAAUAGGUUACUAUUGUUUGUUUCAUCUUGCUUUUGCAUUUUUAUUUUUUAAUUUCCAAAUUUUAAGUGUUCCCUCUUUGGGGCAAAUUCUUAUAAAAAUGUUUAUUGUAAAGUUAUAUAUUUUGUCUACGAUGGGAUUAUGCACUUCCCAAUUGGGAUUUUACAUCUGGAUUUUUAGUCAUUCUAAAAAACACCUAAUUAUUAAAACAUUUAUAGAGUGCCUACUGUAUGCAUGAGUUGAGUUGCUUCUGAGGUACAUUUUGAAUGACAGCAUAUUGUAAGAAAAAAAAAGGUGAAUAAAAUUUGACAUUAGAUUAUAAA